Messenger RNA from Lingula anatina, 397 nucleotides. Its product is annotated as C-type lectin domain family 4 member D. Lineage: Eukaryota; Metazoa; Brachiopoda; Lingulata; Lingulida; Lingulidae. The record is from RefSeq and is a predicted model, not a curated record.
UUUCACGCUGGAGCAACAGACACGGCAAUGGAAGGCAUUUGGCAAUGGGUUUCUGACGGAUCUCUGGUCCAAGGAUACUUAGGCUGGGACUUCUUCCAUCGUUGGUAUCAGGACGGAGGCAGAGGCUCGAACUGUCUGCUGCUGUUUGCUCAACGCAAAUAUCUGUGGCAUGACGAGCUCUGCAACAAUAAGGCACAUUCUAUCUGUGAAAUUGAAAAUUGAGAACCUUGAUAUGUUUGCAGUCUGUGUGCAGAAUCUGCUUACUUAAGGAAAAAGAAGUUGUAAAAUCAGAUGUAAUUGUAACCAGAUACCUUACGCUCACCUUGUACACGAGACUCUUUGUGUUCACAAUAAAUCAUCUGAUCUCACCUUGCAUGAAUGAAAUGGUUGAUUUUUA